GUAUUCCAACUGACCAAACCAAAUAUGCUGAAAACUCCACUCCACUUCGUCUUCUCCGCCCCCUCUUUUCAUAUCCUUGCAUCUUUCCAAAAAUCUAGAUUUGACCGAACCCAUGUUCAAAAAUUAAGAUCUUUAAUCAAAGUUUUGAUCUUUUUCAGUAACAUUAACUGUUUCAACUACCCCACCUCAAAACACCUCCUUGUCUGUUGGUUGUUGCAACUGUAUCAACUCUUUCCCCUUUCCUCUCUCCCUGGUUUCCACCGCUUCUUACAAUGUCGGUCGCCGCCGUUGGAUCUUUCUCUCUACUAAGAUCUCCGACGUGGAUCGGCCGCCCUCGCUUCACCAUGGCCUUCCGAUCCAAAGCGGUCUCUGUUUCCCCAAUUUUGACUAAGUUUCAGAAGGAUUGCGACACCCCUUUGCCGGUAUUGCGCCACGUGGCCGAUGCAAUGGCCGACGAUAUGCGAGCUGGGCUUGCCGUCGACGGCGGCAGCGAUCUGAAAAUGAUUCUUAGCUAUGUCGACACUCUCCCUAGUGGGAAUGAGAAAGGAUUGUUUUAUGCAUUGGAUCUUGGUGGCACCAAUUUUCGAGUGCUUAGAGUGCAAUUGGGUGGCAAAGAAGAACGUGUCAUUGCCACUGAAUUUGAACAAGUUUCAAUUCCUCAGCACUUAAUGUUUGCCACAUCUCAGGAGCUCUUUGAUUUCAUUGCUUCUGGUCUGGAAAAAUUUGUAGAGAGUGAAGGUGACAGAUUCCACCUUUGUCCUGGAAGAAAGAGAGAGAUUGGAUUCACAUUCUCAUUCCCUGUGAAACAAACUUCCAUUGAUUCUGGCAUAUUAAUCAAGUGGACUAAAGGUUUUGCUGUUUCUGGAGUGGCCGGGAAAGAUGUUGUUGCUUGUCUAAAUGAAGCCAUGGAAAGGCGGGGACUAGAUAUGCGCGUUUCGGCCCUUGUUAACGAUACGGUUGGAACCUUGGCUGGAGCAAGAUACUACGACGAUGAUGUUGUGGCUGCUGUGAUUUUAGGUACAGGAACCAAUGCCUGUUAUAUAGAACGAAAAAAUGCUAUUCCUAAGUUGCAAGGCCAGGCAUCUUCUUCAGGGAAAACAAUUAUCAACACAGAGUGGGGAGCAUAUUCAAAUGGUCUUCCUCUUACUGUUUUUGAUAGAGAGAUGGAUGCUGCCAGUAUCAAUCCAGGGGAGCAGAUCUUUGAGAAGACAAUAGCUGGAAUGUACCUCGGUGAAAUUACUCGUAGAGUGCUUUUGGCAAUGGCUGAAUUCUCCCCUCUUUUCGGCAAAUCCGUUCCCAAAAAGUUGUCAACACAGUUCAUCCUCAGCACACCAGAUAUAUGUGCUAUGCAACAAGAUGUCUCCAAUGACCUUCAAGCCGUCGGAUCGAUCUUGUACAAUGUUUUCGGGGUCGAGUCAGAUUUAAGUGCAAGAAAAAUCGUCGUAGAGGUGUGUGACACAAUUGCAAAGCGAGGGGGGCGAUUGGCAGGGGCAGGAAUUGUUGGAAUCUUGCAGAAGAUAGAAGAUUUUGAAGAUGUAAAGGUUGGAAAGAGGAGAGUUGUGGCCAUGGAUGGAGGAUUGUAUGAGAAUUAUCCACAAUACAGAAGGUACCUUAAAGAAGGAGUAACAGAACUUUUGGGGACAGAGUUGGCUAAGAAUGUCGCCAUUGAACAUACCAAGGAUGGCUCUGGCAUUGGGGCUGCUCUUUUGGCUGCUUCAAAUUCUAUUUAUAAAACAUGAUUUCUAGAGGGGAAAACACUUGGUUUUUGUCCCUAAGAAUUAUUUCUUCUAAUUUGUUGUUCUUAUUAUUGUUUCCAUUAAUUUUUUUUAAUCUUUUGGUUUGAUUCUAUAUUAGGGUAAUUAUGUAGAAUUAAGCAGAGAUUGAUUAUAGUUUUUAGUUUUAAAAUCAACUUUAUGUGGUGUUUGUAAUUAUGAGUGGGUUUUAUGCACUCUAGAUUACUAUCAAUAAAAGUAUUAG
Messenger RNA from Benincasa hispida (wax gourd), 1977 nucleotides. RefSeq names its product hexokinase 3 (gene HXK3). Gene Ontology annotation, cellular component: cytosol; mitochondrion. The record is from RefSeq and is a predicted model, not a curated record. Lineage: Eukaryota; Viridiplantae; Streptophyta; Magnoliopsida; Cucurbitales; Cucurbitaceae. Gene Ontology annotation, molecular function: D-glucose binding; glucokinase activity; fructokinase activity. Gene Ontology annotation, biological process: carbohydrate phosphorylation; glucose 6-phosphate metabolic process; glucose metabolic process.